Molecule: messenger RNA, 1725 nt
Organism: Laccaria bicolor S238N-H82
Lineage: Eukaryota; Fungi; Basidiomycota; Agaricomycetes; Agaricales; Hydnangiaceae
Exons: 4
Cellular component (GO): nucleus
Molecular function (GO): ATP binding; nucleic acid binding
Source: RefSeq, a predicted model, not a curated record
UUCAAGAUCGUCUACGUCGCUCCCAUGAAGGCCCUUGUCCAAGAGAUGGUCGGAAACUUCACAGCCCGACUCAAGGUCUUCGGUAUCAAAGUCGGCGAGCUUACUGGCGACUCCCAAAUGACCAAACAGCAGAUUGCAGAGACCCAGAUCAUCGUUACCACUCCGGAGAAAUGGGAUGUCAUCACGAGGAAAAUGACCGACACUUCUUACACCAACCUCGUACGCCUCAUCAUCAUUGAUGAAAUCCAUCUCCUCCACGACGAGCGAGGACCUGUUUUGGAAAGUAUCAUCGCCCGGACUGUCAGAUGGGCGGAACAACGAUCUGAGUUCGUCCGCCUCCUUGGUCUUUCGGCUACAUUGCCCAAUUACGAGGACGUUGCGACCUUCCUUCGUGUUGAUGAGAAGAAGGGUCUCUUCUACUUUGACGCGUCAUAUAGGCCUUGCGGUCUUCAACAACAGUUCAUCGGGGUCACGGAAAAGAAAGCGAUCAAGCGUUACCAGAUCACCAAUGAAGUCUGCUACGAAAAGGUGCUCGACCAGGCGGGCAAGAACCAGACGCUCGUGUUCGUGCACUCUCGCAAAGAAACUGCGAAGACCGCCAGGUUCCUGAGAGACACAGCCAUCGAGAAGGAGACGAUCACCCAGUUCGUGAAGCCUGAUGGUGCCGUUCGAGAGAUCUUGACGGAGGAAGCUGGCAACGUGAAGGACAGCAACCUGAGAGAUCUCUUGCCAUUCGGCUUCGCCAUUCAUCACGCUGGAAUGUCAAGGGAGGACCGUGGACUCGUUGAAGAAUUGUUUGCGGACGGAUCUAUCCAGGUCCUAGUUUGCACGGCGACACUGGCUUGGGGCGUCAAUCUUCCUGCCCAUACCGUCAUUAUCAAGGGAACGCAGAUUUACAACCCAGAGAAGGGUCGCUGGGUGGAGCUCUCAUCCCAAGACGUCCUCCAGAUGCUUGGUCGCGCCGGUCGUCCGCAAUAUGACACCUUUGGAGAGGGCAUCAUCAUCACAAACCACUCCGAGAUGCAGUACUACCUCAGCCUGCUGAACCAGCAGCUGCCCAUCGAGUCCCAAUUUGUCUCGAAGCUGGCGGACAACCUCAACGCUGAGAUUGUGCUUGGGACCGUCCGGAAUCGUGAUGAAGCCGUUCAAUGGCUUGGUUACACUUACCUCUACAUUCGCAUGCUCAAGUCGCCGGCCCUGUACAGCGUAGGCGUCGACUACCAGGAGGAUGACGGUGCCCUAGUCCAGAAGCGCGCUGACAUAGCCCACUCCGCUGCUGUCCUUCUGGAGAAGUGUCAACUUAUCAAGUACGAGAGGUCGUCAGGUCGAUUCCAAAGUACAGAGCUCGGCCGAAUCGCUUCGUAUUACUAUGUGACGUACAACUCCAUGAUGGUCUACAACCAGCAUCUACGUUCGACGAUGUCAUCGCUUGAGUUAUUCAGGGUUUUUGCACUUUCAAACGAGUUUAAGUUUGUACCUGUUCGACAAGAGGAAAAGCUGGAGCUCGCAAAGCUACUCGAGAGGGUACCGAUUCCUGUGAAAGAAAGCGUCGAGGAGCCUGCGGCCAAAAUCAACGUACUCCUGCAAGCCUACAUCUCGCAACUCAAGCUCGAUGGGUUCGUCCUCGUCGCUGACAUGGUCUUUGUGCAGCAAUCUGCUGGGCGGUGUGUACUGAUCAACCGCGUCCCUCGACUUGUGCUAACUAUAUCGCCUAUAGUAUUUUGA